Messenger RNA from Porites lobata, 307 nucleotides. The record is from the annotation of a GenBank genome assembly. NCBI's taxonomy places the organism in Eukaryota, Metazoa, Cnidaria, Anthozoa, Scleractinia, Poritidae.
AUGGAGAAAGUGAAAGCAUCGGGAGUGGCAGGUGUAGAAGCUGCUGUAAACCAGAGAAAUUUAAAAAGGAAGCAGUAGAAGAAGUGAAAUCAUGGAGACGUGAAUAAAAUAAAUGAUCAGUUUCUGAGGCAGCUGGAAGAAAAGGGUGAUGACAUGGACUUGGCUAAAAAAAAAAGACCUAAAAUCCAGCACUGAAGCUCUCAUCUGUGCGGCCCAAGAACAAGCUUUGAGGACGAAUUAUGCAAACUUAAAUACGGACGAGAGUGUGGAAUCUCCAUUGUGUUUAAUGUGUCACGAGAGAGGUGAA